AUGCUGCCACCGUCGAUCGGCCGCCUCAAGGGCAAAGCUCGAAAAGGAGCCCGGCAAAACCCGGAAGCCCAAUCCGCCGCCGCACCUAAGUACACGGUCGCCAUCAAGGAUUUCAUUCCCCUGGCCGAAUGGAUUGCCUCUCGCCAACCCGCUGUCGCUGUCCCCGCGGCGUUUGCGUCCGUCAACGACAGGGUGAUCAAGGUCCGAUCCCGUUUCGCAGACGACAUCACCAGCCAUGGACCCGAAGUCGACGAUGAGUCGAAUGAGCGACACUCCUAUUUCCUCGGCGUCCUCGAGAAGGUGCGGGAAGUUCUCAAGCCCAGAAUGCCGGCAGGUGUCGCCGACCCUCCGUUUCGACAGCAGCCUGACGAGCCUGAGCGUCUCGCCAACAUGUUCGCCGCUCUGGAAGGCUACGAACCGGCCGAGUUCGCCGACAGUUCCUCCAUUUCCCUGGAACGACCAGCGACGGAGAAAGCGGAAGAUGAUGUCGUGUACGAGGCCGAGCAACAGACCUCCCUCCUGGAUGCCCGAAUCCGCUGGAUUUGGACCAACUACCAGACUGGCGUCAUUGACGUGGCUGUAGCCGCCAUCGCAACAAAUGCAGCAGUGGACCUUGCCCGAGAUCUGAUUGAGGAGGUCCUUCCUGUCUUUCGGUCUCACGGUGUUUGGACAAUAGCACAGAGGUUCUAUUUCGCCUGCUGCAUGGCCAGAGGGUUCGAUAUUGAGCAUGUUCAGGACGCGAAUGGACAUCCGAACCCCAACACCUACGAUGUUCAGGGCGACGUCUCCAUGGUGGCUUACAAUGUUCUCCUUAGCGUGGUGAGGAUUCUUGGCCCCAAUCUCCCGCUCUACAAGGACGGAAUUCACUGGACGGAAAAGUUUCAAGAGGACCGGAUCCCCCUGUACGAGAUGUUCUCCGAGCUGAUUACGGUUGCUCGUGUCCAGGAUUACCCGAUCCAAGAUGAAUUUCUGCGAGGGAUCAAGGGGAUGGACCAGACCCGUGAGGUGCCCUUCCAUCUCGUCUUCGCGGCCCAGGUCCACUUAGAUAUCCACCACAUUCUACGAGCCGACGUCGCUCGUGCCUUCCAUCAGAUGAUGGAGCAGAUUACGCUGAUGAGGGACUCCCUGCGCGAGCAAGCCGACUUCCACAAAUGCCUAAAGUUUGAGAACUGGACUCCCGCGGACGAUCGUGUCUUGCAGCAGGGUCAAGCAGAAGACCUUCGCAAGCUCAAACAUCGCCAUCGGAUACUGCGCUCCUCCUCCGUCCUGGCUGGCCUGAUGCUGUUCCAUUUCCGCACGUGGCUCUUUGACAUCGGCAUCGCGAUCGCGAACGCAUUUGGCUCGGUCUCGUACGCCUGGCAUCUCUACAACGCCGCGCGCCGCGAAAAGCUGUUGCCCAAGCAGUGGGAUGACAUGGAAAUCGUCUACGCCCUGCUCGGGUUAUCGAGCUUCCAUGUCGGGGACGCCUCCAAGGAUACACAUGAGUACCUCAAGAGGUUCUGCCUACAGAUGGGCGUCUCCGUGACGGCGUUCGUGGGCCAGAAGCAGCCGGGCCGGAAGUCGAAAGUUGCCUCCCGCGCAGGCCCUCGCGGGAUCAAGGAGGGCGCCCGUGUGAACCGGACGUUCAAAAGCCGGUACGUAGAAAACAGUGCGCGGUUCAACUGGACCCCCGAAGAUCUCGACCAGGUUAUCUCCACCGGCAAGUGGCAGCCGGAGGAGUCGACGGAGGAAGGAACCUUCUCGAUGGUCCAAUCCGACGAGGGCGGCAAGAAAGGACCGAGGGGCAAACUUCCUCAUGCAGGACGUAAACUCCGCGCCGAAUCCGUCAUUGAGUCCCUAGUCUUGACUCUCCAAGCCGAGACGCUGGAGUUCUCGUUUCCUUACCUGGCUUUCCAUCGAAAGUGCUGGCAACUCCUUCGCGAUGUCCGGAAACGCUGCGACCCACUCCUGAGGCAGAAGUACACCCCGGCCUAUAUGGAGCGUGAGACCGAGCUUCCUUGGGUGGUUGGGUACAUCUUCUGGGCGGCGGCGGGAUCCGUCGAGGGAUCUACGCAGGUCAUUGACCUGCGACUUCUCGAAGCGGCUGCAAAACGCUAUGAAAUCCUUAAGAAGCCAACUUAUAGUUAA
Messenger RNA from Chaetomium strumarium, 2127 nucleotides. RefSeq lists its product as uncharacterized. The record is from RefSeq and is a predicted model, not a curated record. Lineage: Eukaryota; Fungi; Ascomycota; Sordariomycetes; Sordariales; Chaetomiaceae. The transcript has 6 exons. Bases 1 to 2127 code for a protein of 708 amino acids.